AUGCAGAUGCCACGCUUAUCAGGGAUAAUGCCGUCUCUGGCGUUCAUCUCAUCUUUAAGCUUGAUUUCCCUGGUUCGGCCCGUCUUAGCUCAAACUGUUGUUGUAACAGUCGGGCCCUCAAUUCCAACCAAUGCACCGGAGUUUGUGAACGAGGAUACGUUCACAUCAGCCAUUCUAAAUUCGACAAACUUCUACCGCAAGGAGCACAAUGCGUCAGAUGUGACUUGGAACUCGACACUGGAGAGCUACGCGACAGACUACCUGGACUCCACCUGCGACUUUGAGCACAGCGGCGGGCCCUACGGCGAGAACCUAGCGAUUGGGUGCUCAAACGCAACAUCUUGCGUCGAAGCCUGGGGCAACGAGAGGGCGGAGUAUGAUUUCAGCCAUCCGGAUUUCUCUGAGCAGGCAGGGCACUUCACACAGCUGGUUUGGAAGAACACGACAGACGUCGGGUGUGGUGCCAAGCUCUGUGGUGAUAGCGGAUGGUAUCUGGUUUGCGAAUAUUGGCCGCGCGGCAACGUGAUUGGCGAGUUCGGCGAGGAGGUGAACCCCGAUGUCAAUGGAAAUUCCGCUGCCGCAAUGAGACCACGCCUCAUUGUUCCACUUGCUAUAGUGACAGCAUUGAUCUUGCUGUGA
Molecule: messenger RNA, 639 nt
Organism: Neoarthrinium moseri
Lineage: Eukaryota; Fungi; Ascomycota; Sordariomycetes; Amphisphaeriales; Apiosporaceae
Exons: 1
Coding region: 1-639 (212 amino acids)
Cellular component (GO): extracellular region
Source: RefSeq, a predicted model, not a curated record